Molecule: messenger RNA, 3615 nt
Organism: Hirundo rustica (Barn swallow)
Lineage: Eukaryota; Metazoa; Chordata; Aves; Passeriformes; Hirundinidae
Gene: SLC16A5
Product: solute carrier family 16 member 5
Exons: 5
Coding region: 109-1581 (490 amino acids)
Biological process (GO): transmembrane transport; monocarboxylic acid transport
Molecular function (GO): monocarboxylic acid transmembrane transporter activity
Source: RefSeq, a predicted model, not a curated record
GUGCCAGGAUCCUGUAGUGAGAAGGAAGGGAGGAUCUGGAAGAAACGCAGAGGAAGUCAAGAGUGUCAGCUGGGAAAGCAGGCUGGCUUAGAGGAGAACGGAGCUAUCAUGUCCCAAGGAGAAGCAGCAGGACGCGGCACUGCCAAGCCCCAGGACCAGGGAUGGGCAUGGAUGGUCCUGCUGGCUGCAGUGGUGCUGCAGGGGCUGACACUGGGCUUUUCCUCCUGCAUCGGUGUCUUCUUCACGGACCUCCAGCACGAGUUCCAGGCCAGCAACAGCCAGACAUCGUGGUUCCCAUCCAUCAUGGUAGCCGUGCUGCAUGGAGGGGGGCCCCUCUGCAGCAUCCUGGUGAAGCGGUUUGGCUGCAGGUUUGUGGUGAUGCUGGGUGGGCUGCUCAGCGGGCUGGGAAUGGUGUCCAGCUCCUUCUGCAAGUCCAUCAGCCAGCUGUACGUCACGGCUGGCCUCAUCACGGGUCUGGGAUCAUGUUUCAGCUUCCAGGCAGGAGUGACUGUGCUGGGCUACUACUUUGUACGGUGGCAAACACUGGCCAAUGCUGUGGCCUCCACCGGUGUCUCCCUCGGUUUCACACUGUGGCCGCUGCUGUCUCAAUACUUGCUGGAAGAGAUGGGUUGGAGAAACACCUUCCUCAUCUUUGGAGGAAUACUACUGAACUGCUGUGUUUGUGGAGCCAUCAUGAGACCCAUUCAGCUGGCAUCAGGGUCACUUCCACACUCUGCCAAGCCUGAAGAGGAGCCAGGGAGUGGAGCAGAAGAGGCACAGCUGUCCAAUGGAGCAUCUCCUUACCACCCCUCGCUCCAGCAGCAUACCAGAAGGACAAAAUGCUUCCAGAUGCUGCAGAAGUACCUGGCUUUUGACAUCUUCUGUCAAAACAAAGGUUACCAGAUUUACACUAUUGGAGUGACCUGGAUGAUGAUGGGGUUUGCCUUACCACAUGUCUACCUUGUGCCUUAUGCCAUCCGCAAUGGGGUGGAGGAACACAAGGCAGCCCUCCUCAUCUCCAUCAUCGGGUUCAUCAACAUCUUCAUCCGCCCUGUCACUGGGCUGCUCUCAGGACACAGAAUCUUCACAGGGAGACGCAUCUACCUGUUCAGCCUGGCCGUGCUCCUCUGUGGGCUCAGCAAUUUCAUCUGUGUCAUUUCAGCUGAGUUCAGUGUGCUCAUCCUCUACUGCGUCAUCCUCAGCAUAGCCAUGAGUGGCGUCGGGGCGCUCGUCUUCCAGGUGCUGAUGGAUGUGGUAGAUAUGGACAGGUUUUCCAGUGCUCUAGGGCUCUUCACCAUCCUAGAGAGCAUCACCCUCCUCAUUGGGCCCCCCCUCACAGGUCUCCUGGUAGAUGUAACUAGUGAUUUCCACUACGUCUUCUACAACUCCAGCUUCUUCCUGAUAUCGGCUGCAUUAUUUAUGGGGCUCAGCUUCUGCGCUUUUGAAAAACAAAACAAAUUGAGAGAGGCUUCCAAAGCACGUUUGGACAAUUCCUCCAGAUAUCAAUACAGUGAAACGUCAACAGAACCAAAGACUGAAAGUCAAUCCCCUCCAGCAGUUGAGUACGUCACGAGCAUAUGAAAAUAAAGUGGGAAAACGAGCAACACCAUGAAGUGGUCUGUACAAAGCAACACAUGGCCCAACACUGAUGGCAGAUGAGAAAAAAAGCAGUCUGCUUUCAACAACUGACAUCUUCCUUUUGCAUUUCCACUCCAUAGGACCUUGCCAGAUUCCAAGACAGUGAUCCCAUCCCAGAACCCAGCACCAGUCAAGGAGAAAAAGCAGAGAGAUCUGAGCUCUCCUAAAGCAAGCCAUGGGACUCAGUACCAGGAGACAAAAGCUGUUACAGUUCAAUUGGGUUAAGUCACCACCUGAAGAAGUCACUGGAAUUUCACAAGCAUGUUCCAGGUGGAAGUGCUGAAUAUUACGUAUUAAUGGGUAGUUCUUCACAAAGAAUUAUUGUUGCCAUAUGCAAUUUUGGUGCUCAGGCUUCAUGUUUGCAUCCCAUGUUGGGGAUGGCAAGACAAACAUCUUCCAUAGGAAGGGUGUUAUUUUCCACAUCUCUACAUAUUAUACAAAAGCAGCUGCGUGGGUUGUAGAACUCAGACAAGUCUCUAGUAAGAUCAACUAUUUUCUCCUAUGAAGUGUAUACAGGAGUUCUUCAUGCCAAGGACAGUUUCAAGGCCUCAAAAUUCAACUCCAGAGCCUCAAAAAAAACCCCAAAAAACAACCCACCAUGCCCUGGAGUGCCUGCUUUCUAUAACUACUGAUAUCUCAAGUGCUGUUUAAUAUAUAAUAAAAGAAGGUUCAUGGCUCAUGUAAACACACUUCAGCGUUAAAUGGAACCCAUUUGGGGCAGGAAGGGUGAUAUCAGACCUAAGAAUAAGGAUAUGCAUCCUUUUAUAGGGCAAAAUUCCAAGCAACUGUACUUCCUCUUUGUGGAGAUCAGUUCGGGUCUUUAGUGUUAGACUUUUGAACUUCAUUACAUCAGCAUUCUUAUUAUAGAGAACUUUGUACAAGCAUAACUUAUACUUCUUAUGAGCACAAGCAGAACUUAGAAAGAAAUCUAUGGGGAAAGCAUACUGAGAAAAGCCAGUGUUGCUGACUUUCUAUCCAUACAGCCUCGACUAUAAGUGCCCUUCUCUGCCACAUUCCCAGGAUUUAGGCUUGUCACAGCUCAGACUAUGGUUGCACCACACCCAGCAUCAGCUCAAGGUGCAAACUGUUCAUAUUCUAUUUCGUUCCUGAUCCGACAGACGCGGAUGCUCAUUAAGCAUGCGGAUAAAGAUAACCCAACACAUCAGAACAAUCAGAAAGAUGGAAGCACAAAAUGGGAGUGAAAUAAAAGAAGUAACAGCUUUCAAUGGAACUGCAGUGCCUGUCUAAGAACUGUUAUAUCAAACUCAGUUACAGUGCAUAUUUGGAGAAUUAUCCUAUCAGAUUCCUAGCGACAAACCAACAGUUUUCAUUAGAGCUCUCCACAGAAAACAGACAAACCAAUACAAAAAAACCCACAAAAACCCAAAAGAAACAAACAAAAAAAAACCAUACAAAAAACCCCCAACAAAACAAAACAAAAACAAACAAACAAAAAACCACAAACCCCUACACACAAACAAACAAACAAAAAACCAAAAAAAACCAAAAAAACCCACAAACACAGCAAAACAAACAAACAAAAAAAGCACCAACCACCCCCAAAACCCCACCACUCUGGAUGAAACCACUGGAAAACUGACUCCAAGGUCUUCAGAGACUAUGAUGGCUUCACAGGUGGCUUUUAUACAGAGGGGGCAUCAACCCUUCAGAAGAGUUCCUGCUCUCAUAGCUCAGUAUCUUCUCCAAUACUGCCCUGGGAUUAUGGACCCAGGAGGAUUUGCAUCUCCUGAUCAAACCUAUACUUAAAUAAGAUGAUUAGUGGGAGAUAUACAUAUCUAAUCUCUUAUCACCUGUGUUUAUUAACUUAUGUAAAGCUAACAUGGUCCAUAACUAUGAAGUUAACAGGGACUGGUGCUUCUUGGCUUACCAAAACAGACUGCUGUACAUUCCUAGGAAAAUGAGGGUGCUUUCUCUCUCACAAAAAAGCAAUAAAAAGGGAUUAAGUCCCAAAUCUCU